CUCCUUUAACACCCAAAAAAAAAAGAACACCUAUAAAAGAUGGCACUUACUGAAGCUCAAAAGAUUUGUAAACAAGUUAAUUUUUAUUUCUCUGAUUCUAAUUUGCCCUAUGACAAGUUCUUAUGGACUCUUCGUUCCAAUUCUCCUAAUGGCUGGAUCCCCAUUGAAACUAUUGCUAAUUUCAAGAAAAUGAAGAUGAUUACUGAAGAUUUGGAUACCGUUGUGAAGGCUCUUAAAGAAAAUGAAAGCGAUAUUUAUGAAGUUGACGAAGAAGGAAAGAAUAUUAGAAGAAAGACCGAAGUUGUUCAACAAGAUCAUAUUUCACGUUCUAUUUAUAUCAAGGGAUUACCUUUAGUGGAUGUUGAUACCGAAGAUCCUAUUGCUGAGACCUUCAAAUUACAAGAUCAAGUUGAUGAAUUCUUUAGUGAAAAGGCUAAAGUCCUUUGUGUUCGUUUAAAGAAAACUCAUGAACGUCCUUAUCAACUUAAGGGUAGUGCUUAUGUUGAAUUUGAGACUCCUGAAGACGCACAAAAGAUUGCUGAUUUGAAGGAAGUUGAGAUGGAUGGUCAUAAACUUGAAUUAAUGUAUAGACCAAAGUAUAUUGAAAUGAAGUCCGAGCAAUUCAAGAAUGCCCCUCCUCCAAAAAAGAGAUUCCGUACUUUCAAUGCUUUUUAUGUUAAUAACAACAGUAAUAAUGUAAAUAAUAAGAGAAAGGCUGAUAAUGGUUUCGCCAAAAACGGUAAUGAUAAGAAACAAAAGACAAAGAAUGAAGAAGUGAAGGAAAAAGAAGAAUCUUCUUAAAAACUACAACAAAAUAGCAUCUUUUUAUUUUUAUUUUAUUUUAUUUUUUUAUUUUUACU
Cokeromyces recurvatus is the source of this 860-nucleotide messenger RNA. RefSeq lists its product as uncharacterized. Gene Ontology annotation, biological process: RNA processing. Bases 40 to 801 code for a protein of 253 amino acids. Gene Ontology annotation, cellular component: nucleus. The record is from RefSeq and is a predicted model, not a curated record. The transcript has 3 exons. Gene Ontology annotation, molecular function: mRNA binding. NCBI's taxonomy places the organism in Eukaryota, Fungi, Mucoromycota, Mucoromycetes, Mucorales, Mucoraceae.